Molecule: messenger RNA, 903 nt
Organism: Glarea lozoyensis ATCC 20868
Lineage: Eukaryota; Fungi; Ascomycota; Leotiomycetes; Helotiales; Helotiaceae
Product: Ribosomal protein L4
Exons: 3
Coding region: 1-903 (300 amino acids)
Biological process (GO): translation
Cellular component (GO): ribosome
Molecular function (GO): structural constituent of ribosome
Source: RefSeq, a predicted model, not a curated record
AUGGCGGCGAAAGGGUUACAAGGCUUCUCGAGGGGUCUAGGCUCUAUUAGAGCAUAUGCGGGAUCAAGAGAUCCCCUAACUCAAUGUCUGGCUCCUGUAUUAUCACGGUCGAUGGCGACAGAAGUCCAAAUGCCAUCGAAUGCCUCCCCUUACAACUUUCAUGCUCUCACCAGCGUGGUCACAGAGAAUGAGUUUACUCCUCCCAAAGUCCUUACCACAAUCCACAACUUCCCAACCAUGGAACCCGUCCGAUUGCACGAGUACUCAAGCAAAUAUCUUUAUCUUCCCAUUCGCAAGGAUCUUCUCCACCGCGCUGUGAUCUUCGAAGGCGACGCCGCCCGACAGGGAACCGCACAUGCCAAAACCCGUUUCGAGGUCCGCGGAUCUCAUAGAAAGAUACGACCGCAAAAGGGUACUGGUAAAGCACGUCUUGGCACGGCUCAAUCGCCUAUGCUUAGAGGAGGUGGAAAGUCAUUCGGUCCUCGCCAUAGAGAUUUCGCUACAGAUCUCCCAAGGAAGAUGUAUGAUUUGGCAUGGAGAACAGCCCUGAGUUAUCGGUAUAAGAAGGGCGAACUGCUGAUUUGCGAGGACGGAAUGAAAGUUGAUUACCCAGAAAGGCUCAAUCCAGAUCACGGACACAUGUUGUACAUGAAGGAUAUUUUCAAGGCGAAUAAAUGGGGAAGCAAGCAUGGAAGGUCUAUGGUCAUCACGAAUGAAUAUAUCGAAGAGCUUUUCAAAGCUAUGGAAACUCUGGGCAGUGAGGGGAUUAUGAAGAUUGGCGCUGAGGUUGAUGUAAAGGAUUUGUUGUCGACGAAAAGGCUCAUUAUCGAGCAGAGCGCGUUGGAGCAACUGUUGAGGGAACAUCAGAGUGAUUUGAUUCCUAAGGUUAGAGCUAUGGUGUAG